Messenger RNA from Trichoplusia ni (cabbage looper), 3749 nucleotides. It is a transcript of the gene l(3)77CDf, whose product is annotated as phosphatidylserine synthase 1. Gene Ontology annotation, biological process: phosphatidylserine biosynthetic process. NCBI's taxonomy places the organism in Eukaryota, Metazoa, Arthropoda, Insecta, Lepidoptera, Noctuidae. The transcript is spliced from 7 exons. The record is from RefSeq and is a predicted model, not a curated record. Bases 155 to 1435 code for a protein of 426 amino acids. Gene Ontology annotation, molecular function: L-serine-phosphatidylethanolamine phosphatidyltransferase activity.
AAUUCCAUUGUGACCGCGAGUUGACAUAUUCAGACUGUCAAUCAGUUAUGUUACCCAGUCUAGUACGUUUGUCAGAAAGUCUAGUCUUAUUUAUAAUGUGAAUUAAUUCAGUGUUGUUUUUAGGAAUAAAGUAAUAACGCAUUAUAAAAUAAAGAUGAAAGAUACUAAAGAAAGAACUAUGUCCGGCAGUAGCGGAAUGCUUAGCAAUGAUUAUAUGGACGCUUUUAGCUCUAUAAACGAGAGACCGGUGGAUGAUAUAUCAUUAGAAUUUUUUUAUAAACCUCAUACUAUAACACUGCUGGCAGUAUCAAUUGCAUCCGUUAUUUACACAGCGUUUGUAAGAGAUGAAUCCAGAAUCCAAGAAAACAUUUGGUCAGGAAUUUGUUGUGUGGUGUUCUUUUUUCUCAUAAUAUCAGUACUAACAUUCCCCAAUGGACCAUUCACACGACCACAUCCAGCAGUCUGGAGGAUUGUCUUUGGAGCAUCAGUACUGUACCUGCUUGCGCUGUUGUUUUUAUUGUUCCAAAGUUAUUCUACAGUUUAUGAGAUAAUGUAUUGGAUUGACCCCAACCUUCGUAACUUCCACAUUGAUAUGGAUAAGGAGUAUGCUGUUAAUUGUUCAGAUAUAAGCUUGUCUAAAGUCUGGUCUCAUGUAGAUGUGUUUGCCUGGGGCCACUUCUUGGGUUGGAUGUUCAAAGCUAUACUAUUUAGGCAUGCAGGUCUUCUGUGGGCUAUAUCGAUAAUGUGGGAAAUAACUGAAAUAGCUUUUGCACACUUACUUCCUAACUUCUUAGAAUGUUGGUGGGAUUCAGUUAUACUAGAUGUCUUAGUAUGCAAUGGUCUAGGAAUAUGGUGUGGGCUUAAGAUUUGUAAAGCCCUGGAAAUGAGAGAAUACAAGUGGGUCAGCAUAAGGGAUAUUUCAUCCACUACGGGAAAAAUAAAGCGGGCGAUCUUGCAGUUCACUCCCGUGCAGUGGACACCAGUCCGGUGGUUAGAUCCUACGAGCACAUACAUGCGAUUCUGUGCUCUAAGUCAAUUGGUGGUUUUUUGGCAAAUAUCUGAACUUAACACUUUUUUCUUGAAACACAUUUUUGAAAUGCCACCUUCACAUCCUCUAGUGAUCGCGCGCCUAUGUCUCAUAGGAGUCAUUGUCGCUCCGUCCGUAAGACAAUACUAUACUUACGUUACGGAUCCAAAUUGUAAGCGAGUUGGUACCCAGUGUUGGGUAUAUGGAGCUAUUAUGGUUACAGAAUCGAUGUUAUGUAUAAAAAAUGGAAAAGAACUCUUUGGUCAAGCACAAGUGUGUAAUGUGAUUGUGUGGCUAGUCAUUCAAAUUAUGGUUUCCAUUGGCUGUGUAAAUGGGGUUGUGCUCUAUCAUAGAUAUUUUGAGCCAAAUAGUGAAUUGAAUGCUGAAAGUCCUAAGAAAGACGACUAGGGAAGUCUAACUGAUGACUUCAAGAAGAUUUCAUUAGUUAAUUCUGUGAUGUAGUCUAUCAAAGAUACCUGGUGUUGUGCGCUAAUUAAAUGUUUUAAAACCUAUACAUAUCUGUUGAAAAUUGCUUGCGCUCUGACCUGAGUGGCUUUGACCAAUAUUUAUUUAAAAAAUAUCCUAUAAUGCUGUUUUAAUCAGUUUUAUACAAGAAGCAUUUAGGGACAAAGGUGGGAUUAUUUGUGUCACAACUUGGGAUAUUCUUCGAAUUUCUAUUAAAUCUCACUUAUCAUUAUUUGAAAAUCUUGCUCAUAUUGUAGUCUGAAAGAUAACCAACUAGGUACCCAUCCCACUACCCCCAUAAAUUUUGUGAUUGCACUUUCUGAUCAUCAGAAUUAUUUAUGUACUCACCAUUAAAUCCUGAAAUGAUGCUCAAUUUUAAGCUGAAGAUAAUAAAAAAACCAAACAGUGCUGUUAAGAUGAUGAAAAAUUAAUAACUAAAUUCUGUGUUAAUCACGCCUUACAUGCCUGUAAUGGCUUCCCUUAAUACUUCAGACAAAUCUGCCUGGUCCAAGUGUGCAUUAAUCAGCCUUUCAGGUUCUGAGACAACUACGAUGUCAAAAUAUGAUUAGGUUUAUUGAAAAAUCUAUUUGAAGCAGUGAAGCCAAUUCAAGUACCUUCUCCUGCUGAGGCUGUCUUUUUAACUUCUAGUUGUAGAAAAUUGUAUUUAAGUCAAGCUUGCGUAGUUGUGCCUAUUUAACAGGUAGGCAAAUUGAUACCUACAGUUUGUUGUUGGAUACAAAUCGAAUAGCGCAUUCACCAUGGAGUUGUUAACAAUAAGCAUAUUACCCAAACUUGCUAAAUAUAGGAAAUUAGGUUAUGUGUGAUCUUAUUCUAUAAUAAUUUGCUUUAGUGGUCCUAUCUAGAUAAAUAUACUUAGAGCUGGCUAAUUCAGGUACUAGGCCUACUUUAUUAAUAAACUGUUUAUAACUUAUCAAAUAUCAGUCAUUUCUGUUAAACAAAAAAAAACUUGGUCCACUUUAUACAUACAUGUUUACAGACAAGCAAACGAUUGAUAAUUAAAACAAAUUUAUUUUAAUGAUUGGGACAUAUUUAAAGUAUCUUGUACAUACUUGAACUGAUUUUGAUGGUACUUGAUGUGUCGGUUAUAAAUGUCAGGCUUUAUAUUAAUAAUUAUGAUUAUUAAGAUGUUACAGAAGAAAGUAAUAUAUAUAUAUAUAUUUUCCAUCGAAUUCUUGGUUUCAUAUUCUUUUACUAGCGUAUAAUGUCCAAUGAAUUCUAUGACAAAUUUGACGGGUAUGGAAUUAGACAAUCAUAAACUGUUAUUUAAUUAAGGCGUAUGUUGAGUAAAUGGAUAUAAAAAGUGUUUUUAGUUAGUAAAAUGUCAUUGAAACGUGCUAUAGUUAAGAAAGAAACCAAAUGUACCUAUUUUUAAAUACUUAAUAAGAAAACGUUGGUAAACAUGUUAUAUUAUUUGUUUUGUUAGCGCUGUCCAAGGAUUCAUCAAUCCUGCAUUAGUUAUAUGAACCUAACGAUAUUGGUAACCAUUUCUAGAUAUUGACAAUGAUUCAUUUUUAUGCAACGCGUAUUCAGACUGCUAAUUUAUGCCGCUAGAUAUGUAUCUAAUAUAAAUAACUUAAUGUUAACAAUGAUGAAUCGAAAAUCGAUCGCCGCUUGAACUGGUAGCAUUUAGCCCGUCACUCUGUUAUUAUGACGUAUGUAUUUGUGCUGCCACAUACUGACUCAAUUCUAGAGGGCUGUACUGUAAAAGGUAUAAAAUAAAUCUAAUUGAACCAAUAUCGUUAGAGGAUAGAUUUAAAUUAUAGAGAUAAUAGACAUCGUUAUUUUCUUUUAAUAUUAUUAUUUGUUAAAUAAUCCUUUUCGAAUAAGUCGAUUGGAUUCGAUGGGGCCAAUGUUGCUACAGUCCAUCGAACACCAAUGGUACACACUUAGAUGUAUGCGAACUGUUAAAUACUACAUGCAAAUUGAAGAUAGGGUCAUGUGCUUACGAAUGCUUCCUGACGAGGCAACACCAGUUAUAUUUAUGUGUCGAUCUUUGCUAUAAAAAUAAAAUAUCACUAGCAAAAGACCGACGAAGUAUGAGAUACAGUCGACCGCAAAUGUACUGACGGUAAACUUAGAUCAUAUAUUUUAUUUGAAGGUAAAGAAAAAAUUGUUAUUUUUAUUUAACAGUGACUCUUUGCGGUCACCGUUUCUAUGUUAAAAUGAUGAUAGCACGGACGAAAGAAAAUUGUAAUGAAUACUUUGCUCAGUAAUAAAUACAAAUUGUAUAAAUGGA